AUGUAUGAAGAUCAUAAUUCUCUGGAAUUUUUCCAACAUGUGGCUUUUCUAAUGCCUUGGAAAAGUAUUCAAGCCGUCCAGUAUCAUCAUCAACUCUUACUCAACGAUAUAACAAUGAUCGAAUCAUCCAAUUUUGAUUUUGAAAAUGCUAUUGAAGUAGGGGCAAAGUCGGAGGAGCGCAAAAUAGUCACUCGCAGACAGAAGAAAAAAGCUAUUCCAUGGACUCUAGCAGAACACAAAUGCUUUCUGAAGGGAUUGCAAGAACUCGGAAAAGGAGAGUGGAAAAACAUAUCAAAGCAAUACGUGACUACAAGAACCCCAUCUCAAAUAGCCAGUCACGCCCAAAAAUUCGAGAAACGCAAGGACACAACAACACCGGUGGAAAAACGUCGGGCAAGCAUUAAUGACAUCCAGUACGCGUGA
Messenger RNA from Daucus carota subsp. sativus, 423 nucleotides. Its product is annotated as transcription factor DIVARICATA-like. The transcript has 2 exons. The coding region runs from base 1 to 423 and encodes 140 amino acids. Gene Ontology annotation, molecular function: DNA binding. The record is from RefSeq and is a predicted model, not a curated record. Lineage: Eukaryota; Viridiplantae; Streptophyta; Magnoliopsida; Apiales; Apiaceae.